ACUGAGCAGGUUUAUGUGUAUGAAGGAAAUCCAGCUAUCAAAUCCAUGUUUGAGUGGAUUCACUUUACUUUUGAUACACAAAAGUAAGAUUAUUGCUGGCCUUUUCUUCCUGAUGGUUUGCGGUUUUACUUAGUAUGUAUGUAUGUAUGUAAGUAAUGGAAGCACAGUAGCCGAUGUACCCCUUUAAUAUCUGCAUUUGCUGAAACGUUGAAAUAGCAUAGUGAUUAUAGGCCAGUGGAUUUGAUGGACAGCUCUGGAUGAAAAGGUACCACUUGCAUUGAUAGUUUACUAAAAACAUGUAGGCGUUUUUUGUCUUGAAGGAGUUAUUUAAUCAUGGUUUUGCAUUCAUCUUGGCCAUUAAAGUGCUCAUCUGAGUUACAUAAAACACUCAUAGCCAGAAUGCAAAAAGGAGAAAAUGAAAUGCAUUAGGGAGAAAGGGUGUAAUUACACCUUCAUGUGUGUCAGCUCUUUUGAAUGCUAGGUGCCUUAUGCAAUCCCUAGUGUUGUGCCAUUUUAGAAAGCAUGUCAUUUUUCCAACUCCAGCUACAGCUCCACUGGUGUGGCGUCAGGGAGGCACGGACGCAACACACGCACACACACACACACACCAUCUCUCUUUCUCUUCUCUCUCUCAACCCCUCGCUCUCUCAGCCACCCACUGACUUAGGAGUUUGUUGCCAUGGAGACGCUUGUGAAGUGUAGAGGCCAGAGCGAUGGAUCGCAUCACCCCCCGCUCUCGUUGCCUCUUUUGUGCCACCGGGCAAUUGUGCCGGGGCGUAUGAUGAUUCACCACAGUGGAGCGGAGUAAGAGACCUCUGUUCUGAUGAGGGUGCGACAGUGAUGCCACAGAAAGAGAAAGAGCGAGUGAGUGAGGGAGAGAGAGAGAGCGAGAGCGAGCUGAAGCCCUGUGUGGCCAGGCAGCAGAAAUAAAAAAGGGAAGUCAGACAGACAGUCAGUGAGUUCGGGAGAUGGAGCGAAAGACAACGAUAGACAGUGAUCAAAAAGAGGAAAAGUUAAAAGCGUGAAAGAGUGAUCAGAAAAAGUGAUGGACAACACUAGAGUACCAAGAGGAACAGAAACAAACUGCAAGAUGGAGAGCAGAAGAGAGUAAAAAGCACUGAAUAGACAAAAAGGAAAAUUAUAAACAGAGGGGGGGGGGGGGGGGUGGGGGAAAGAGACGUCACUGGACUCAGCGAGUGCAUCGUGUUCUGGAGGGCGAUGCAGCGGCAGCAGCGGCCAGCUUGCCGUUCCCUCACUGGGGACAUCCUUUUCGGGCUGGGGAACAGCCGGCGCCACUCGGCCUCAGACGUGCUGCUGAAGGUGCUGCAGCGGCGUCGGAGCUCCGCACUGGAGAGCCUCUCCACCUCCUCCCACCGGGUCAUGCUGGCCGUCAGUAUGGUCGAAGCAGACACCAGUGCGCAGGGACGCAGAUUUAGUGUUCGAGUCCCGACAGCAAAGUACACUAAAGUUGGGGAGACCCUGCGGCAUGUCAUCCCUGGUCACAUGCAGUGUUCCAUGACCUGUGGGGGGCGCGCCUGCAAGUACGAGAACCCCUCCCGCUGGAGCGACGAGGAGCAAGCCAUCAAGGGCCUCUACUCGUCAUGGAUCACAGACAACCUACUAGCCAUGGCAAGGCCUUCAACAGAAAUAAUUGAAAAAUAUAACAUCAUUGAACAGUUUCAAGGGUGUGGCCUAAAGACGGUGAUUAAUCUGCAGCGCCCAGGGGAGCAUGCCAGCUGUGGCAACCCUCUGGAGGCAGAGAGUGGCUUUACCUAUCGCCCUGAGAUCUUCAUGGAAGCAGGAAUUUACUUUUACAACUUUGGAUGGAAGGACUAUGGCGUGGCAUCUCUUACCACCAUCUUGGAUAUGGUUAAAGUGAUGUCCUUUGCCAUUCAGGAGGGGAAAAUGGCCAUCCAUUGCCAUGCGGGUCUUGGAAGAACAGGUGUCUUACUGGCAUGCUACCUCGUUUUUACUUCACGGAUGAGCGCUGACCAGGCCAUCCUGUUUGUGCGCGCAAAGCGACCCAACUCCAUCCAGACGCGGGGACAGCUACUGUGUGUGCGGGAGUUUGCCCAGUUCCUUGUGCCGCUGCGCAGCGUCUUCUCCUGUGCCGAGCCAAGGGCCCACACUGUCACGCUCACACAGUACCUGACCCGCCAGCGCCACCUGCUGCAUGGCUACGAGGCGCGCCUCAUGAAGCACGUGCCCAAACCCGUGCAGCUAAUCUGCCGCCUGCUGCUGGACGUGGCCGAGAACCGCACAGUCCCCGUGGACGAACUGCGGCCGGCACCAGAGCUGCCAGACCUGGCUGCGGAGGUAGAGAAGACCGUAUCCCAGCAGGCUCUGCAGCAGCUCGGCAAGGAGAUGAGGGGGAAGGGCAUCCCUGUGCCUUCGCCACGAGUCUCGCUGACAACCCCCGUCCCCGUGCUGCUGGCUCACGACCGGCCUUUGUGCAGCGAACAGGACAUGGUUUGGAGGCAGCGGGAACCCUGCAACCUCCUGAAACCUCUCCGUACCCUCAAGAGAAGCCUUAGCUUGAGCGACACUGCUCUGCACAUCCUGUCCUCUCAGAUGCAUCCAGCAGGGGCCUCUGCAAGUGCACUUAGCCACAGGCCAAUGUCAGACCUCUUCAAUCCAUGCUUCGCCUUUCACAACAGCCUUGGGGAUUGUGAGUCUACUUGGCGUCCACCAGGUCAACCUCACUGUCGCGGUCGCAGUCACGACAGUGACAGCCCAAGCAAUCGCUCUCCCUCCAACUCGCCAAUCUCAGACAAACCUCAGAGGAAAGAGGCAGAGAAAAAGCCUGGAGGAUCAUGCCAGUCAAGACGGGUACCUCUCAGACAGAGUCAGCGUAGCAUGUCUGUGGGGUAUACUGAAAGCAGCAGAGGAACCAACGAGUCCAUGUUGUCAGCGUGGGAUGAUGAAGGUUGUGGAAAGGGUUGUGUUGAUAGGGGGAAGUCAUCAGCCGUCUCUGAUCUUAGCUCAACGGAAGCUUGCGAUGUUAAUUCGGAGAAGCCAAACUUCCCCUUCAUCGCACUCCAGAAUGAGCUCAGCCCGCAGGCCAGGCGAGUCUUGGUUGCUCAAGCGCUUGCGACAGAAUCUGACCAAGAAGAGCUCAGAGACAAGGUGCUAGAGUGGCAGACGGAGCUGAACUCCAGAGAGGGGACCUGGGAUCGACUCUGCCUGGAGCGGGACCCUCUGGUGCUCUCUAGUCUCGUGUGGUCUUGGCUGGAGCAGCUCAGAGAUCCGGUCAUCAGCCAUGAGGAUGUGGAGGCACUGGAGGAGAACAACUAUAGCUCACAACAGGCUCUAGACUCACUGGAAAAGGGCCACAAACAAACUCUGUUGUGCAUUCUUGAUUGUGCCGCACAUCUAUUAGAGAUACCAGAGGAGGUGGAAAAGGGCAUUCUCGAUCGUAUAAUCAAAACAUUUACAAAGGUGGAUAUGGAAUCGGAGAAUGGCCAGGCGGUUUGCUGCACCCUGCGGGCAGUCUUGACCCCUGUUCUCCAUGAGCUGAGGGCCAAAGCAGAGGAGGAAGUGGACUUCAUAGGCCAGUAUGCUGAGUAUCCCUGACCACUGCAUCCCAGUCCAUAACUGGAUCACACCAGAGGUUGGAUAUGAUCCUCAGCCUUUCUAAACUGGUUGUAUGUUUUUGUGGCAUAAAAGUCAUACCAGGUCCAAAAUUGUCCGUCACUGCUGCUGUUUUAUUGUUACCAUUGUGUUAUAACUUUUUAAAGAUCCUAUUAAUGUCAGGCUGUCUAACGCUGUUGUUAUUUGUGUCUGUGUUUUACCAUUUUGUAAUGUUUACUCUUGAAAAAAAAACUGCCAUGUAUUUUUGUGUGCCAUGUGGUUCACUUUAAGUUUUCAUGUCUUUUUGUUUUAAUAUGUUUGGUAUUAUACAUUUGUGUGAUAUGUAUUAUAUCAUACUUAUAGUACCUACCUAUUUAUUACAUUUGUAUGUUUGACACAAAAGCAUAAAGCAAUGCCUCAUUUAAUAGGCUGAAAGGAAACUGACAUUCUUAGUGGAUCAGAAUGAUUCUACAGUCCAGAAUUAUGUACAAGUGUGGUAAAUGUGUGUUAACACUAAUCACUGGGGAAUGUGCUUUAAUAGUAAUAUUCACAUCUCAACCCACAUAAAUGGAACUUUCAAUAUUGUUCCCUACAACAUCAUGGAGAUUGAUGUCUGUAAACCAAAUAAUAGUUUCACUGUGCAAAGUAUGUAGUAUACAGUGGUAUAUCAAAGUGGCAUAUUUGAAUGCAAGAGAAGUGGGGGAGACUGAAUGCAACGUUAGCUUUGAAUUUAUAUGAUCAGUUUAUUUCUAAUUUGAAGCAUCUGAAGGCUCAUUUCAUAAUAUUGUCAUGCAACCUAGCUAGCUCUUGUGAUUACUUAAACAUUGCCUUUACAAAAAUACUGAUACAAAAAAGAAAAAUGGCAUCUGUUUGAGAAUGUAUGUGUUUGUCAAAGAAUGUGUCUUGUUUUGGCUGUGGCUAAAUGAAUUCUGCCUCAUUGAAAAAUGACUCAUUUUGCAAAGAAACUAAGCUGCUCUUUGGAGUUUAUUUCUACAGAGGGAUAUAUAUGUUUCUUUCAUGAAGCACUAUCAAUGUUUUAGAUGCAUUGUGAUUAGUGUUUAGUCCACCUCAGACCUCAUUUUUGUCCAUGAAUGCGCAAUAUGGUGUUCAUCAAGAACAGAAGACAACUGAAUUAAUUAACUUGAUUCAAGCUUGAUCACAUUUGUAUUUUAAGGGUGAGAACAUUGUACUGUGGAAAUGUUAAUGAAGCACUAUUUUUUCACCAUCCCAUUCUUUGCCGAAAAUAAAUAAAUAAAUGCUCUUAACAUAA
Alosa sapidissima (American shad) is the source of this 4840-nucleotide messenger RNA. It is a transcript of the gene ptpdc1a, whose product is annotated as protein tyrosine phosphatase domain containing 1a. Gene Ontology annotation, molecular function: protein tyrosine/serine/threonine phosphatase activity. Lineage: Eukaryota; Metazoa; Chordata; Actinopteri; Clupeiformes; Clupeidae. Gene Ontology annotation, biological process: protein dephosphorylation; cilium assembly. The transcript has 9 exons. The coding region runs from base 1219 to 3573 and encodes 784 amino acids. The record is from RefSeq and is a predicted model, not a curated record.